Molecule: messenger RNA, 1041 nt
Organism: Pleurotus ostreatus (oyster mushroom)
Lineage: Eukaryota; Fungi; Basidiomycota; Agaricomycetes; Agaricales; Pleurotaceae
Exons: 11
Coding region: 1-1041 (346 amino acids)
Molecular function (GO): oxidoreductase activity
Source: RefSeq, a predicted model, not a curated record
AUGUCUCUUCCAGCGACCACCAAGCACUGGGUUGUUUCAAAGAUUGGCUCCUUGGACAACUUGGCGCUCAAGGAAAGCCCCAUUCGACAGCCGAAGCCCACCGAGGUGCUCGUCAGGGUGCACGCAGUCUCGCUCAACUAUCGCGAUCUGAUUUUAGCAAAGGGGUUAUACGGCCAGGGGAUAAUCCAGGAGAACCUGAUCCCAUGCUCUGACUACAGCGGCGAAAUCAUCGCAGUUGGCGAAGAUGUGCCACAGGACAAGUGGAAACCCGGAGAUCGAGUAUGCUCAAACUUCUCGCCCAACCACCUUGACGGGGACCCAUCGCCCGAAACCAUGAGCGCCGCGCUUGGAGGUCCCGUCCACGGCGUAUUAUCGCAAUACGUUAUUUCGCCUGCCGAGGCCCUCGUACGUGUUCCAGACCAUUUAACGCACGAAGAGGCCGCGACGCUACCAUGCGCCGCAUUAACGGCGUACAGCGCUCUCCUCGGUCCCAUUCCCGUCAAGGCAGGCGACUACGUCCUCGUUCAAGGAACAGGCGGAGUAUCCAUAUUUGGGCUACAAAUCGCCGUAGCUUCUGGGGCAACGGUCAUCGCGACUUCCUCCUCUGACGAGAAAUUGAAACUAGCGGCCAAACUCGGCGCCAAGCACCUCAUCAACUACAAGACGACUCCCAAUUGGCAAGACACCGUCAAGGAAAUCACGGACGGUCGUGGAGUUGACCAUGUAAUCGAAGUGGGCGGGCCUGGCACGUUGCUCAAGUCCCUCCAAUCGAUCAAACACGCUGGUUGGAUUCAUGCAAUCGGCUUCCUCGCUCAGGGAGCUGAUGCCAGCCUCGUUGGUCCUAUCAUUGGGACAGCCGCCUACGUACGGGGGGUCUUGAUUGGUUCAGUCGCACAAUUCAAAAACAUGAACCGUUUGAUCAGUGCUCAUGGCUUGCGACCAGUGGUUGACAAAGUUUUCCCGUUCGACCAAGCUCUCGAGGCGUACAGAUACUUGGAGUCUCAGGCCCAUUUCGGGAAAGUAGUAAUCAAAGUCACAUAG